Porites evermanni is the source of this 2439-nucleotide messenger RNA. Lineage: Eukaryota; Metazoa; Cnidaria; Anthozoa; Scleractinia; Poritidae. The record is from the annotation of a GenBank genome assembly.
AUGGCAGCUCGAUAUGUUCCACCUGGAGCCAGAUCUAAAGAAAUACAGGGCUGUAAUUCAGUAAAUCAGGCAGAAGACCGCCAGAGGUCGCUAGCUGAAUUAGUAGCCAAAGAUGAAAAGACAGAUAUUUUUACUGUCAAACUGAGAUCAGACAACUCAUAUGGUAAGGACUGUAAAGAUUACAAGUGAAAAGCCCCUUUAAGGCACAUAAUUUGUGUUUCUGUGUUAGUGUAAGACUGGGGAAAUUAUAAAAAAAAUGUUGUAUAGUUUCUAACAAAAUUAAAUUGACUGUCCUAAAAGUUGCCAUUAUCAUUUCUCUUCAUGCCAGGAGUACAAAAACUGUAAAACUCUUAACAGUGUGAAUGCCAGCUUUUCGCUUAUUUUACUACUCUCCCUAAAACAGGAUACAAGUUUACAAGAGUUCUCAGUGACAUUAUUUUAAUCACUUAGUUUAAGUUACAAAGACCCAUUAGGACGUACACUUGGAUGACUUGUCUAAGAAAUAACGACACUCUCAUUUUUCAGAUAAGAUUGCGGCCUUUACAAUGGUAUCUGAUACAGAAAACAGUGAUCACCCAAAAACUCAACAGUUUGAACUCCCAUUUGGAUAUAAAGAGCUUCGACAACUUAUGCAGGUAAGUUGAUUACUACAAAAGUUGACCAUUUUCAGAAAACAAGUUCUGGACAUACAUCAUAUACAUUUGUAAAAAUAUCUAAAAGUUUCCGUUUAACAAUUCAAAAUACCCUCCACACAAUCUUGUAAAGCCAAUCAUCAGGAAUGUCACAAAAAAGUUUAACUUAAAAGAGCUACUUGACCUGUGCAUCUUUCCAGGAAUGAAUCCUGCGUUUUAUUAUUGGAUUUCUUGCUCAGAUUUAGGGUAGCAUACUUGGCUGUUUUCAAACAGCAUUAUUGUGAAGUAAUAUUAAUUAAUUAUUUUAAUUGGAUUGAUUGGCUUAUCUGAUAGUUUCAAUGAAAACCAAACCAGGUGGCAGGGAAGGCAUGAGGAAACCUUCCCACCCCCUCCUCCCAGGGCUUUCAUUUUUGUGUCCCCUGUACUAAAGUUCAUGUGUCAAUCAAGAACUGUAUUUCUGCAAAACAAUGCCAGAGGAAGGGUCCUUAAAGUGCUUGACUUGCUUUUUUGCAGUGGUUUCGUGAGAUUGGCUGGAAAGACCAAGAUGCAGUACUUCAGUUUCCUGCAAGUCUCACAAAAGAACAAAGAAAACUUGUCCAUGAAACUGCACAAAGUUUUGGCCUGGGAACCUCAAGUUCUGGGUUUAAAGAAACGGUUGGUUAUUUUGCAUAUUUUUAUACUUUGUUUAGGGGCCGUUUACAUGGAGGGAGAAACAUCCUGGCACCAAGAAGAUCUUAGAAGGCUGAUCAUCUUUCAGCUAUUGUUACUUUUUUGUAUUCAGUGUACAUGCAAAAGGUUGUACUUUUCCUUAGUACUAGGAUCUUCCUUAAGCUGAAGAUCCUAGGAACAUCAGGCACGGAUCUAGGAUAAAAACUGAUGGAUUUCCUAAACGAGCUCAAACAAAAACAAGCCUAGCGGGGUGCAGGGGUGGGCUUCCCCAGGAAAUUGUUUGGAUUAAUUUUUUACUCCUUAAAGUCCCCUUUCCUGGGUUUCCGAGUCAUUCAGACAGAAUAUUGGCCAGAUUUCAACUUGAAAAGUGCUUUUAUAUUAUUAUUAAAAAUAUAUUUAUUAUGAAAAAUGUGACCAAUUUUUGUAAAACGGUGGAAAACGGUGUGGAUCCGUGCCCGACCAUAAAAACUUCCUUUGCUUGGAAGAUCCUAGUACCAGGGACAAACAGUGGCUAAUCAUGGCAAUGAAGGCUGACCAUUUCAUUUGGUGUUACCACAAGCUGAUACUUGUGAUAACUCUGCUAGUUGUUAAGGACAGUAUACGGAAGGGCACAAAUUGCGUUUUUGUUUUUGUCCAUCAUUUUUAAUUCCUUCUCAAUCCUUCUCUACUUGGGCACCAAAUUUCUGCAUGUAAACCCAACAAGAAGUUGCUCCAUCUUUUAGGAUCUUCCUGGUACUAGGAUCUUCCUCCCCCUAUGUACAGCCCCUUAAUGUAGGCCUAAAUAAAAAGACCCUUAACUGCAUGCCAUAAUUUUAGCAUAUGUAACUUGUUUCUCUUUCAUAAUGAAUUGAUUACUUUUUUCUAGCGUUACAUCAGUGUUUAUUCAGUGGAGCAAGCCACCCUCGGUGUUGGAAAAGUGUACCUCACAAAAGAAGAACGGGAGAAAGCCAAUACAAUAUGGAGACUAGUUAAACAUGAAGAAGAUGAGAGAUACAAGAAUUUCAGUCACAAUGAAAUAGAUGAGAUGGUUCUUGCAAAUAAACUGGAUCCACUGAUUCAGGAAUUGUGGGAAAAGAAGAAAUCACUGUCAGUAGAAGAGGACUUUAAAGAAAAAUGUAAAGUUGCUGAUGAAAAAUAA